Molecule: messenger RNA, 1122 nt
Organism: Coccomyxa subellipsoidea C-169
Lineage: Eukaryota; Viridiplantae; Chlorophyta; Trebouxiophyceae; Coccomyxaceae
Product: CysA protein
Exons: 10
Coding region: 1-1122 (373 amino acids)
Biological process (GO): transmembrane transport
Cellular component (GO): ATP-binding cassette (ABC) transporter complex
Molecular function (GO): ATP binding; ATP hydrolysis activity; transmembrane transporter activity
Source: RefSeq, a predicted model, not a curated record
AUGCUGGGACGGCCGAUCGUUAAGCUGCUUUCGAGAGCCAUCAAAGCGUGUUGCCUACUUUGGCCUUCGGUGGUGGGGGUCCGAAAGGAGUACAAAACCAGGGGUGGAACUUAUGUAGGAGCUGAUGGCAUAGACUUGGAAAUACAGGCAGGGAAGAUGACAGCAUUAUUAGGUCCUUCUGGCUCAGGGAAAACCACGCUCUUGCGGCUCAUCUCAGGCUUGGAGGAGCUUACAGAAGGCAGGAUUUUCUUUGACGAUGAGGACGCGACAGAGCUGGCGGUGCAGGAGCGGCAGAUAGGCUUUGUGUUCCAGAGCUACGCGCUGUUCAAGCACAUGACCAUCGCCCAGAACAUUGCUUUUGGGCCGCGCAUCCGCCGCAUGGGCAUCGACAUUGAACAGCGGGUGAAUGAGCUGCUGGAGCUCAUAGAGCUGCCCGGCUUGGGCCACAGGCACCCUCCGCAGCUGUCCGGCGGCCAGCGGCAGCGAGUGGCGCUUGCGCGAGCCCUGGCCUCCAACCCACGCCUUCUACUGCUGGACGAGCCCUUCGGCGCCCUAGAUCCCAUGGCAAGAAUCCGGAAGUCGGUGCGCAAGGGGCUGAAGGACAUCAUAGACAAGGUGGGCGUCACCAGCAUCCUGGUCACCCACGACCAGGAGGAGGCCUUCGACCUGGCAGACCAGAUUGUCAUCUUCAACAGGGGGAAGGUGGUCCAAGUGGGAGACAGGGACCAGAUACGCCGGUCACCGGCGACGCCGUUCGUGCUGAAUUUCAUAGAUGACGUCAACCAGCUGCCCUCCAACUGCCAAUUCGUCAAGCGCAUGGGCCUGAAGGCUGACAAGCCCCUGGUCAUGUGCAGACCCAGCAGGGUGGAGGUGUCAGCUACGCCUCCAACUGAAUAUGGCCAGAAAUUCGCGCCGGCAAUCGUGGUGGAUAGAAUAGACAUUGGGUCCAUGAUCAAGUACAUACUGAGGUUUGAUGAUGGUGUGGUAAUAGAGAUGCAUCUGCAAGGCGAGGAGCAUGAAAGAGAGCAGGCAUUCGACCUGCAGCAGCGAGUGUUUGUGCAUGUGAAUGCAGAGUUGUUCUGGCCCUUCACGCCAGACGAGGUCAGCAGCGCUCUCUUGUGA